GUUGACAAAUUGCCGUCCUAAAGCAGUUAUCCCCGCCCUUGAUUUUGACAUAAAUUUUCAUUUACCUUGACUCAUUCUCGAAAGGUUGAUUUCCAUGAAGGUACCGGGAACAAAAAGAGGAAGACGACGGACACUUUCGAUGAUCUUCCCACACUGCCUCUUCUCUGGUCGUUUUCCAAUCUCAAAGUCUUGUUAUUUCCAUUUUCCUAGGAUUCAUUAGUCAAUUAAAUGACUCUAAUAUUAUAAAACUUGAAUCUUUGGUCAAUCAUAAUCUACUAGUGAAACGCGGAAGGUCCUUAGUAUUACAAAAUUAAUAGACGUAAGAAGCAAGCGAAAUAUUCAUUCAAUGUGAUUCUCGAACUUUUAAUUUGUUUAAUGUAAUUCUUGGACUUCUGGUACAUACUAAACUAUAUAAAAAUAUUCAAUAUAGUCUCCCCACAUAUAAACUAAUGAAAAUAUGAUAUUGAAUAUUUUCAUAUAAUUCAGGAAUUAAGUUGAAUAUGUACAAAAAAUUUAAGUACCAUAUUGAAUAAAUUAAAAGUUUAGUGAUCAUAUUACAUAUUAAACUGAUUUUGAUGGAUUAUAUUAAAUAAAUUAAAAAUUUAUAAAUCACAUCAUAUAUUGAAUCAAAAUUCAAGGGCUCUUUGUGCAAAGAUAAGGAGAAUAAAAUAACAUGGCAAUUAUCAAGAGUCUGUCAUAAUGUCAGACGCGUUCUUGCCUCCAUCUCUGCAACCGCGAGGGGGUUCUCUCCCACUGGCCGCGGGGAAUUUCCGCGUUUUCCUUGGAUCCGUGUCCGUCGAGCACCGGAACUAACGGGCGAACAUUCGCAGCAAAUCUUUCGAAGACCCAGAUCACACGCCAUUCCUUCUCCCCAGAUUGUGCAACUCCGCAGACCUAGAAGAAGCCUUUAUAUACUUUACCGUUUCUGCCUCUUGUCCUUCACUUCGCUUUAGCUGUUGGAGCGAUACUAAUUCACUGAAGAGCAACUUAAUCUCCCAUCCGUUUGAUGUUCUUGCCGAGGCUGAAAAGCGUCAAGCUUAUCGAUCCGCUCCUCCUCGCGCGCCAGGGCUCCGUGCCGAGACCGGUCGUCCGAGGCCUCUUUUUCGUGCUUUGACUCCUUGCGAGUGAAGGGCAUUAGAGGGUUUAGCUCCUAGGGUGCCGUUUCCCAUCAGGUACAAGUCUAUCAGCGCAUCAUCAGCUUUGAGGCAAGUCAUGACUGAACAUAACGAUAGUGGGAUCGAGCAGAUUCAACUGCUCGAUGGGUGUGAGGAUUCAUAUGGAGGAGUCAGGGUGGAGAUCAAGGAGGAUAUGGAUGCUGAUGUCAUGAAAGCUGAUGUCUUUGCGUCUUUGCUCCGGGCUUCAGUAUCAAGCUGGAAACAACAGGGGAAGAAGGGAGUGUGGAUCAAAUUGCCCAUUAAAUGUUCACAUCUUGUUGACAUUAUAGUGAAGGAAGGAUUUAGGUAUCACCAUGCUGAAUCAGAUUACUUGAUGCUUGUCCGCUGGCUUCCUGAGACCCAGGAUACUAUUCCUGCUAAUGCUUCACAUAGGGUGGGCGUUGGUGCUUUCGUCUUGAAUGAUAAAAGAGAGGUGCUUGUAGUCCAAGAGCAUAGUGGAAGGUUCCAAGGUACGGGUGUAUGGAAACUCCCCACUGGAGUUGUGAACGAGGGUGAGGAUAUAUGUGAUGCAGUUGUCAGGGAAGUAAAGGAAGAGACCGGAGUAAGUGAAGAGUUUUAUGUUGUGUAGAAAAGUUAAUUAUCUGAGGCAUUUCACUUGAGAAUUCCAACUAAAGCCGUAUUCUUUUACGAUCUACAGGUAGACACUAAAUUUGUUGAAGUCCUUUGUUUCAGACAGAGCCACAAAUCAUUCUUCACAAAGUCGGAUUUGUUCUUCCUUUGCGUGCUUCAGCCAGAAUCAUCUGCUAUUGAUAAACAGAACGUAGAGAUUGAGGCAGCCCAGUGGAUGCCAAUUGAGGAGUAUGCAGCACAACCUUUUGUUGUUGGAAACAAGCAAUUCAAUUUCAUGGCGAAUAUAUGCUUGGUGAAGGCUGAUCAUGGCUACCCUGGUUUCAGUGCUCGGGCCACAACUACUAGGGGUGGAAAAAGGAAUUACAUCUAUUGCAAUAAGCCUGAAAUUGUGGAGAACUUUGCAAGUUUGAUGUAAUUACUAAAAAAUAUGAAUUUUUUAAUUCUUAAUUUUUAAUUUCUUUUAACGCUUAAUUUUUUAUAUAUAUAUUUUUUCCUUCUUCCUCUUA
Molecule: messenger RNA, 2251 nt
Organism: Eucalyptus grandis
Lineage: Eukaryota; Viridiplantae; Streptophyta; Magnoliopsida; Myrtales; Myrtaceae
Product: nudix hydrolase 7
Exons: 8
Molecular function (GO): NADH pyrophosphatase activity; NAD binding; ADP-ribose diphosphatase activity
Source: RefSeq, a predicted model, not a curated record